GCUCUCAACAAAUUUAAAUACAUAAUACAAUAUAUUAGUACUAAUAUCAAAAACUAUUUCAUUAUUAAUUAGGUUCAAUAAUCAGUUAAUUAAGUAUAGAUUUUGUUGUAAGGGAUUUUUCUACUAUUGAUAAGUAGUAGUCGAGUAAGGCUCCUACUAUAACAGCAUAAAAAUAAUACGGUUGUUUGUUGAUAAGUAGUCGAGUAAGGCUCCUACUUUAAAAGUUAAAGUAAAUUCAAUUUUAAAAUGAGUGUGUUAAAAAACGUGGAAGAUAUAGCCAAUUUCAUUCAACAAAAAUAUCCUUCAUUGGAAUUUGGCAACAUAAGUUUUUCUAAUGAGGCGAUAAGUGAUAUUUCUAAAGUAAUAUUCAAGAAAGCUGAUUGCAAAAAAGCUAAAAAUAAUUUAGUUAAGUCAUUAAAUAAUCCAAAUUCAGCUUUGAGAAAAUUAUUAGAUAGGAAUUCAACAGUAGGCAAUAAGUCACACUUCGAUAAAAUGCUUCAUGACAAAGGUUAUUCAAAAAAUGAUUUUUGUAUUUAUAAAACAGAGGUUGUUAAUUCAAUUUGUAAAAUUUUAAAAAUUGAUUUUAACCCUAAAAAUCAACACAGAAUAUUUCAGCGUUGUCGAGAGAGUUUUCGACAAAACGAAAUUUCUGUUAGCCCUAAAGAAAUUGUUAUUUCAGAUGAAGGAAAUAAUACUUCAAAUAUAAUUGUAGAUGAGUUGGGCAUUGAUCUGAAAGAAAAUGUUUUUGAAAUCAAAGAAUGUGAUUUAAAUAGUUGUAACCCGGGUUUGCUUUAUAGUUCUUGUAAAGUCUAUGAUGAUUGCUGUAGUACAAUAGAAGAAAUUGAUAAUCAACACACAAUAUUUCAGCAUUGUCGAGAGAGUUUUCAAGAAUAUGAAAUUUCUGAUAAUCUUCAAGAAUUGUCACAAAAAGAAAUUGUUAUGUUAGGUGAAACAAAUAAACUCAAUGAGAGUACAGCAGUGGGUAAAAAAAGAUUUAAAUCUGUAUCUAUUUGCAACACACCAGAAGCAGAUUUGAAAACAUUUCCUAAGAACUCGAAAAAUGUAUAUCCCUUAAAGGUUAGGUCUUUUAAUGAAGAUAAUAAAAUGAAAAAGGUUAUGUGUUAUAAAAAGUGUAAUUUUGUGGAAGGGACAAUUAGCUUACAGGAUAAAGAAUAG
Aphis gossypii (cotton aphid) is the source of this 1176-nucleotide messenger RNA. RefSeq lists its product as uncharacterized. The coding region runs from base 247 to 1176 and encodes 309 amino acids. The transcript is spliced from 2 exons. Lineage: Eukaryota; Metazoa; Arthropoda; Insecta; Hemiptera; Aphididae. The record is from RefSeq and is a predicted model, not a curated record.